This is a messenger RNA of Volvox carteri f. nagariensis, 1878 nucleotides long. RefSeq lists its product as uncharacterized. Bases 1 to 1878 code for a protein of 625 amino acids. The transcript is spliced from 6 exons. The record is from RefSeq and is a predicted model, not a curated record. NCBI's taxonomy places the organism in Eukaryota, Viridiplantae, Chlorophyta, Chlorophyceae, Chlamydomonadales, Volvocaceae.
AUGCUGACCACUGACGACUUCUACGACAUACUUUCUACCAAUGAACGACUUUUGGAGGAGAAUCGCCGCGUGCUGCGGCUUGCAACCGAAGCGCCGCGGAACGUGGAGCUACAAGAACGGUACCUGCAGCAAGCGGCAAAACUGGGCCUCAUUCCAGCCCGUUUUUCAUCACCAGCCCGACCGUCACCCUCCAAGCCUGCGCCGAAGCCCCUACCUGGCCGCACUUCCGUCCCGGCCAGCACUGGGCACUGCAGAGGCCGUACCAGCCACGACCGAGUGAUCCGCGAGCUCGUCCGUGCCGGUUCGACGCAAUGCAACCCAGCCGCUGCCGCCCUGGCCGUUACCGAGGCCCUAUAUCAUAGAGCCUCACGGGACCGUCCCCAGAGCGGAGGCAGGGCCUCCGGAAGUUCCGAUUCGGAAAGCUCAAAGGACUCCCUGACAGAAUCCCAAUCAAGCACCUCUUCGUACACGCUAACAGUUUGGCAAUCCGAUGCCCAAGGCAAGCGGAGCCGCAGCGUUGCUCCCGACAGUCGCAGCCGGAACCGCGUCCACAGCAACGGCGGCCUUUUCACCUCGUGGCUCCAGGACGCAGCUCCCACCUUGGGAGGCAGCGAUGGGGGAGUUGGGAGAGGUGGCAGAUCUCGCAGCCCUCGUCGGGAGCGCGGCAGCGCAUACACAGACCCGGGUGAUGGCGGUGGUGGCAGCCGGGGGGUUCGUUUGCUGCGAGAGCCCACCCCCUCUUUCCUGCGCAGGUGGAAAGUCGCCAGGAAAAGGAAGAACGCCAAGAAGCAAGUGGUGCGUUUCUUGCUGCGGACUUCCGACGAGCUUGGCGAGGUGGACGGAACACGCGCCGGGGAGGCCACCUCAAGUGGAGGCGGAGCUAAGGGCGCGGAAGGGGUGUUGCUGACCCGGAGCGGCGGCGGCGCCGGGCCUGGCGUUGUCAUCGCCUACCCGGGAAGCUCGGUGCUCUUCCCGCCGGCGGCGCUGCCGUACUCCCUGGCGGAGGCCCUAGAGGCGGUCCGUCAGCAGGCGGCGCAGCUGCAGCUCGGAGGGAACUGGCACCGGGAGCGCGAGUGGACCAAGGAGGAAGGGUCACCAGCUGGCGGCGGUGGUGGAGCCACGCUGAACUCCGGCGGUGUUGCUCCUGCCGUACAAUACACUACCAGCGGCAGCGUACCCGUCGUACAAUACACUGGGGCCGGCGGAAGCAUGGUGGUCGCCGCCGGCAGGGCCCCUGGUGGGGCGUCUGGUGCGCAGCUGCAGCCGGGUCCUCUGCACACGCGCGCGGCGGCACCGGGCCCUCUGGCGCAAAACACGCGACCUGCCUACGGCGGCCCUCCGGCAAAUUCCGCCGGCUCCUUGCCGUCGUACCCGUCCGUACCUCCCCUGGAGCGGCCCGGGAGCCCCGGGCCGGGCGGCUCUGAGGGCCCGUUGUCGCCUCUAGGUGCUAUGGGCGCCUCGCAAUGGGCUGCUGGCGUUCCACAUAGCUCAAGGAAGGACACCGGUGGCGGCGGCAUGGGCGGCGGCAUGGGCAGUGGAGGCGGAGGCGCAGCGCGGGCUGGUGUUGCGGGCGAUAGUACUGGCGGUGUGGUUUCGGAGGCCCAGCCGUUUAGGCGCCUGUGCGUACUUUCCUCGGAGGAUGUUGCCCAUGUCCCGGCGGGGAGUCCCGCGGGGUCGGCUUCCGAGUUGGUUUCGGAGGUUUCGGAGGCGGCUGAGGCGGCGGCUGCUGUUGCAGCGGGACCGGCGAUUGGCUCCUCGGCGGCCUCCGGAAACUUUGGCGACCUGCAGUUGCUCCGCGAGCAGCAGUCCGCCAUCUUCCGGGACGUGCAGGUGCUGAUGCAGCGGCUGGCGGAGCUACGGGGCCGCCUGGGUCCCUGA